UCCAGUAAUUUGUUCCUUAUAAUUAAAUGGGUGACAGAUUUAAUAAAUCAAGAUUUUAUAACUGGCUGAUAUUUCUGUUCAGUUUCAGUAAUUUGGAUAAAAUUUAGAUUUUUAUUAUUUUCUACAUUUUUGCCAUAAAGUAUUUUUAUUUUAUUUUAAUUUAUUAUAAAUUUAACUACUAUUGUAAACAUGCUGAAUUUUAAAGUUAUCCCAGAAGACUACGUAAGGAAGGCUGCCAAAUGUGCGCAAGUGGCUAUCAGCUGCAGCAGAGCAGCACACCAAGCUGCUUUGCGAGGUUCCACCAAACUCAACCCUCAACUUGCUGCUUUGACUCCCAAGGUCCGUGCGUUCGUGGAGCGCAGCGCAGCGUUGUGCGAACCCGAACACGUGCAUGUAUGCGAUGGUUCUGAAGCCGAAGCCAGUGCGCUACUUCACCUGAUGCACCAGCAGGGCACCGUCAAACCACUGCCGAAAUAUGACAAUUGCUGGUUAACCCGCACUGAUCCAGCGGACGUAGCGCGCGUAGAGUCCAAAACAUUCAUCUGCUCGGAACACGAACGCGACGUUAUACCAGUCGCCCGCGCAGGCCAGAAGUCUGCUCUCGGCAACUACAUCACGCCGAACGAUUACGACAAAGCUGUUGCCGACAGAUUCCCUGGAUGCAUGCGGGGUCGCACAAUGUACGUGAUUCCGUUCUCAAUGGGCCCAGUUGGAUCACCUCUAUCCAAAAUCGGUGUGGAAGUAACAGACUCUCCAUACGUCGUUUACUCCAUGCGAGUUAUGACUAGAAUGGGUAACAAAGUCCUAGACGCCCUCCGCAAAGACGAGCACUUCGUGCGCUGCCUGCACUCUGUGGGUCGCACGAACGGAACCAGCACCAAUGGCUGGCCUUGUGACCCUCUGCGCACCAUCAUCCUACACCGGCCCAUCGAUAACGAGAUCAUAAGUUAUGGCAGUGGAUACGGAGGCAAUAGCCUGCUUGGAAAGAAAUGUUUCGCGCUGCGACUCGGGUCCGUUUUGGCUCGUCGGGAGGGCUGGCUGGCAGAGCACAUGCUGAUUGUAGGCAUAACCGACCCGAAAGGCCGCAAACGGUAUAUCGCAGCCGCUUUCCCUUCGGCCUGCGGGAAGACCAACCUGGCCAUGAUGAUGCCGACUCUGCCGGGGUACAAGGUGGAGUGUGUCGGCGACGACAUCGCCUGGAUGAGGUUCGACAAGAACGGAGUACUGAGGGCUAUAAACCCUGAGAACGGAUUCUUCGGAGUUGCUCCAGGGACCUCGACCGCAACAAACCCCAUAGCCAUGGCGUCAGUGUUCCGUAACACAGUAUUCACCAAUGUUGCUGAGACAGCUGAAGGCGGAGUAUGGUGGGAGGGCAUGGGCAAAGCUCCCGAGGCCUUGAUUGACUGGAAGGGACAGCCCUGGGAUCCCAGCAAGAAGACACCGGCAGCUCACCCUAACUCCAGAUUCUGCACUCCAGCAGAGCAAUGUCCAAUCAUAGACGGAGAUUGGGAAAGCGCUGAAGGAGUCCCAAUAUCAGCUAUUCUGCUAGGAGGAAGAAGACCAGCUGGCGUACCGUUGGUGAUUGAAGCGAGGGACUGGCAGCAUGGCGUGUUUAUGGGGGCCGCUAUGAGGUCUGAAGCUACUGCCGCUGCUGAACAUGCUGGAAAAGUUGUAAUGCACGAUCCAUUUGCAAUGCGACCAUUCUUCGGAUACAACUUCGGAGAGUACCUGCGCCACUGGCUCUCCAUGCCGCAAGCUGGGCGAAACAUGCCAAAGAUCUUCCAUGUCAACUGGUUCAGGAAGGACGAACAGGGUAAAUUCAUCUGGCCCGGAUUCGGCGAGAACUCCCGCGUAUUGGACUGGGUGUUACGUAGAUGUGACAACGAGCCUUGCCACGAGUCUACCCCGCUUGGCUUAGUACCCGCACCAGGCGCUCUAGAUAUCAGCAACUUGGGCAAUGUUAACAUGAAGGAGCUCUUCAGUAUACCCAAGGACUUCUGGAUGCAGGAGGCCGAUGCGAUAGAGAAGUAUUUCAAAGAAGAAGUCGGCGACGACCUGCCAAACGAAAUGUGGGACGAACUUAACAAACUUAGGAAGAAUAUUCAGCAGUCAUAG
Messenger RNA from Pararge aegeria (speckled wood butterfly), 2115 nucleotides. Its product is annotated as phosphoenolpyruvate carboxykinase [GTP]-like. Gene Ontology annotation, cellular component: cytosol. The transcript has 13 exons. Bases 190 to 2115 code for a protein of 641 amino acids. Gene Ontology annotation, biological process: hepatocyte differentiation; gluconeogenesis; cellular response to dexamethasone stimulus. Gene Ontology annotation, molecular function: manganese ion binding; GTP binding; phosphoenolpyruvate carboxykinase (GTP) activity. Lineage: Eukaryota; Metazoa; Arthropoda; Insecta; Lepidoptera; Nymphalidae. The record is from RefSeq and is a predicted model, not a curated record.